CGCCCACUCGAUCCGCUGCUCCACCAUGGCCUUGUCUCGGAAGAGUACAAAGACUGAAAUCACGACGGUCAUCAUUGAAGACACAUCGCAGCCCACACCAGCCGCAGCAUCGGCGCCGUCUUCGUCGUCCGACUAUAGCAGCGCGGAGGGCGACGCGUCUUCUGCGAGCACAGACCCGAGCAGCGCAAGCAAGCGUCAGGUGAAAAAGCAGGACAACUACAAGCGGCCCGAGACAGGCGACGUGAGCGUCCGUGAGCCGCUGCUGUGCUUACGCGGCGACCUCAAGGCCGACGCGGAGCUCAGCACGGCGGUCAAAGCAGCCACCGUGGGCGUCAUGACGGUACUGUGCGCGAGCAUGGUCAUGCUGCUCGUGUACCUGAACAGGGCGUACUUCAGCGCCACGGCACCCGCCGUCGCCUACAUCGACGGUCCCGCCAACUACACCGCCAUGGUGGUGCCGGAAAUCGAGGAGCACGGGACGCCGAGAACCUGGCCGACGCGCAAGGUCGCGGACACGGCCCAUAUGCCUUACGAUGAGGAUGACUCUGAGGUCACCUCAAAUUGGGCUCCAUAUUCGGACUUCGAGGUGGAUUCCGUGUCGCCUUUCUUCGGGGAAACGGGAGAACUGCCAGCUAGUGAAUUGUCAGCAACGGAGCCGGCGGUGAGCGCAUUAGGGCCGGUCGCCAACGUGUCGUCGAUAGAGGAGGAGGCGGCCGCAGAUGUUUCUACACUAACAGCAAUGACCACCGAAGAAGUGGCGUCCGCAUCUGUGUCGCCUUUCUUCGGGGAAACGACAGAACUGUCCGCUACUGAAUCGCCAGCAACGGAACCGGCGGUGAACCCAUUGGGGCCGGUCGCAUACGUGUCGUCGAGAAAGGAGGAGGCGGUGGCCGCAAGCGCUUCUACGCUAACGAUAAUGACGACCGAAGAAGUCGCGCCCACAUCCCCGGCUGACAACGUAACGAUUGCGGAAAACAUCGGAGGGCGCCCCCGGCGAGACGAAGCUGCCGGUGACGAAGGGCCUCCGACGACGGCAGCGUUAACCGCGAACGUCCCGCUGACGGAGCAACCAGCGGCGAACCCGGCGACCCCUGUGUAAUCCGCGCAGAGCGCGUUCCCACAAAUACAGCUAUUGAUGACAGUGCCGACGACCGAGCGACGUAUCGCUGCAGCCGCCUCUUGCUGUAAUUAAAGGGAAAGCAUUCGCUUGGUGACAAAGAGCUAAUAAGCGUGCUCGUUGCGAACCUCCGCAUGUACAAGUCAUUUUUUUUUUUUUGCGGCGCAGGUUUAUUUGCCCUACCAUCACG
Messenger RNA from Dermacentor silvarum, 1307 nucleotides. RefSeq lists its product as uncharacterized. The transcript has 2 exons. The coding region runs from base 26 to 1099 and encodes 357 amino acids. The record is from RefSeq and is a predicted model, not a curated record. Lineage: Eukaryota; Metazoa; Arthropoda; Arachnida; Ixodida; Ixodidae.